GGUGGGGAGGGGGGGUGUUUAGGAUUGUUUCUGAUGUUGGGAGCAAAAAUCUAAAGAAACUGGUGGGAAGUGAUGCGAGAAUCGAGAAAGAUCAUACUGAUGAAUGAUUUGGCCCUUUGUAGGAACAAUGGUGAAUUAGCUCUAAGACAACCUCCGACAGAAGGAUGAUAUUUUCUGCUACCAAUAUUGCAUUGAGUUUUACUCUUUAUCUGUCUCUUUGGUUGCAGGAACCAAGUAAAAAGGUGUAUUUUUUAAAGCAAACAGUUGGGAACGCUUGUGGAACCAUUGGUAUUCUUCAUGCUCUAGGAAAUGCAACAUCUGAAAUUAAUCUAGUGGAGUGCUCGUACUUUGAUAGGUUCUACAAAGCAACAGCUAACAUGGAUUCGUAUGAGCGUGCUGCUUUUCUUGAAAAAUACGGGGAAAUGGAGGAUGCUCAUUCUGUAGCAGCUACUUCCGGGGAUACGGAGGUGAUACUUAUUUGGUUAAUGAGUAGCAUACUGUCAAUUUGUGAUACUAAGAGUGAAAGAUCCUAUUCAGCAAUUAAUAAAUGUCAAUCAAACUUUUUGACAGUUCGUUUUCAAGUUUUACAACCUAUUUUACGAUGCUAAUGUGGUAAACAGUUCCAGUCGGUUUUUAUUGUAUUUUACAUGUUUCAUGUU
Elaeis guineensis (African oil palm) is the source of this 659-nucleotide messenger RNA. The record is from RefSeq and is a predicted model, not a curated record. NCBI's taxonomy places the organism in Eukaryota, Viridiplantae, Streptophyta, Magnoliopsida, Arecales, Arecaceae.